CCAAAUUCCAAAACGUAAAAACCAAACGGACCAACAGUCUUUGCUCCAUUUUCCUUCCAAUUAUCGCCUCCAGAAUUCACGUUUUCGGUUUUUUUUUCUCGUCGAUUUGGUUGAAUCAAUGCGAUUUCUUGUUUGAAGUUCGGAAAUCGGCUGCAGAAUUGAAUCGGUUUUUGCGAUUAAGUUUCUGUUCAUCUGAAUGCUCGAGUUCUUGCUUAUGCUCGAAGCAUCAAAUGCGAGUUUGGAACUGAAGUGAACUUGAUAAGCAGGAUUUCGACUUGCUAUGGCGUCUGAAAUGAUUGUCGAAUCAGGCUCGUCGAUAAUAGAUUUUGGGAUGGAGUUAGUCGCGGAUCAUACUUCGGUGGUUUCUUUAAACUUAUUUGUAGCUCUUCUUUGUGGUUGCAUUGUUGUUGGUCAUUUGUUAGAGGAAAACCGAUGGAUCAACGAGUCCAUUACAGCCCUUGUCAUUGGGUUGUGUACCGGCAUCAUCAUAUUGCUAACAACAAGAGGGAAAAGUUCGCAUUUAUUUUUGUUCAAUGAAGAGCUUUUCUUUAUCUAUCUCCUUCCGCCUAUCAUUUUCAAUGCCGGUUUCCAGGUCAAGAAGAAGCAGUUUUUCCGCAACAUCAUGACCAUAGUGCUUUUUGGUGCUUUUGGCACUCUCAUAUCCUUCUGUAUUAUAUCAUUAGGCGCUUUGCACUUCUUCCAGAAAAUGAAUAUUGGUUCUCUUGAUCUUGGAGAUUAUCUUGCUAUUGGAGCUAUUUUUUCUGCAACAGACUCUGUUUGUACCUUACAGGUUCUUAAUCAGGAUGAGACCCCUCUCCUGUAUAGCCUGGUUUUUGGGGAGGGUGUUGUAAAUGAUGCCACUUCUGUUGUGCUAUUCAAUGCAAUCCAGAACUUUGAUCUGUCUCACAUGAAUUCAAGCAUCAUUCUGCAAUUCAUUGGGAACUUUUUGUAUCUGUUCAUUGCAAGUACCGUGCUGGGAAUUUUAGUUGGCCUCCUUAGUGCAUACAUAAUUAAGAAGCUCUACUUUGGCAGGCAUUCUACUGAUCGUGAAGUUGCUCUUAUGAUACUCAUGGCGUACUUUUCUUAUAUGCUAGCUGAACUCUUCUAUUUAAGUGCAAUUCUCACCGUAUUCUUUUGCGGUAUUGUUAUGUCUCACUAUACAUGGCAUAACGUAACUGAAAGUUCCAGAGUUACUACAAAGCAUGCUUUCGCCACUCUUUCUUUUGUUGCUGAGAUCUUUAUCUUUCUUUACGUUGGCAUGGAUGCUCUUGAUAUCGAGAAGUGGAGAUUUGUUAGCCACAGUCCGGGGAAAUCAAUUGGGGUGAGCUCAAUACUGUUGGGACUGGUUCUGGUUGGAAGAGCAGCCUUCGUUUUUCCAUUAUCCUCCUUGUCCAAUCUGACCAAGAAGUCCUCGCAUGAAAAACUCAACUUGGAACAACAAGUCACUAUUUGGUGGGCUGGUCUCAUGCGUGGUGCCGUUUCAAUGGCACUUGCAUAUAAUCAGCUUUUUACUUUUUCAUUUCUUUCCACACUUCUGUGUUUUGGCUUGGGGUUUGAGGGAUUUUGCUUUUUGUGGUUGAAUUCAGGUUGGUUUGAAAGAGAGAUGAUAAAGGAAAAAAAAAAAAAA
Molecule: messenger RNA, 1627 nt
Organism: Cucurbita pepo subsp. pepo (vegetable marrow)
Lineage: Eukaryota; Viridiplantae; Streptophyta; Magnoliopsida; Cucurbitales; Cucurbitaceae
Source: RefSeq, a predicted model, not a curated record